AAUGCACCUCCCAAUGCUAGUAUAUACAAAGAAUCAUAGUCCCGAAGCUAACUUACAAAAGCUUUCAAUUUCAACAGCGUCACGGCAAACGUCACAUCUUCAAUCUCAAUCAAUAAAAUCCUUCAAUACUGUCCACAAUUUCAGCAUACACAAACUUCAUAGCUCAAAGCUUUAACAUGGCUCAGCCCCAAAUCCUCUUGGUAACAUUUCCUUCUCAAGGCCUCAUCAACCCUUCUCUUCAAUUCGCCAAGAAACUAAUAGGCAAUGGCUUCCACGUCACUUUCAUGACUGCCGUCUCUGCCUUCAACCGCAUGAACAAAACCAAUUCCCCUCCUAAGGGCUUGUCGUAUGCCACUUUCUCCGAUGGUUACGACCAAGGGUUUAACUUUGGUACCGACGAUGUCAGCCAUUAUAUGGUUGAGAUCAAGCGUUGCGGUUCUCAGACCUUGAGAGAGUUCAUUGCUCGAAGUAUCAAUCAAGGCACACGGUUCGCUUGUAUUGUUUAUUGCACUCUUGUUCCUUGGGCGGCUGCGGUGGCUCGUGAAUUUCACAUUCCGACCACCUUCCUUUGGAAUCAACCUGCUACUGUUUUGAGCAUCUAUUAUCACUACUUCAAAGGCUAUGAAGAUGUCAUUGAAAAUGGUAUCAACGAGGGAUCGUCUGUGAUGGAACUUCCGGGUUUGCCAUUGCUUACUCGCCAUGAUUUGCCUUCCUUUCUCAUUCCCUCGAAUCCUUAUGCUUUCACGCUCCUGGAGUUUAAAGAGCAUAUGGAGAUUCCUGACCAAGAAGUGAACCCAAGAGUUUUGGUCAACACUGUUGAUGCAUUAGAAGCUGAUGUUAUAGCAGCUAUGAACAAGUAUCAUGUAGUGGGGAUUGGACCGUUAAUGCCAUCUGCUUUUGUGGAUGAAAAAAACCCUUAUGAAACCUCCUUUGGUGGAGACCUUUUCCAGGUUAAAAAGGAGUAUAAAGAAAUGGAAUGGUUUAACUCUAAGCCUGAAAGCUCAGUCAUUUAUGUAUCGUUUGGAAGCCUUUCUGUCUUGGCGAAACCACAAAUGGAAGAAAUAGCAAAAGGGUUGCUUGAAAGUGGGCGUCCAUUUUUGUGGGUGAUAAGGGAGACUAGAGGAGAACAGAAAGAAGAGGAUCAUGAGGGAUUGAGUUGUGAGAAAGAAUUGGAAAAGCAAGGGAUGACAGUGCCAUGGUGUUCACAAGUAGAAGUUCUUUCCCAUCCAUCUGUUGGAUGUUUCCUGACGCAUUGCGGAUGGAACUCAACGUUUGAAAGCUUGGUUUCAGGGGUUCCAAUGGUGACAUUUCCUCAAUGGACAGAUCAACCAACCAAUGCAAAGCUUGUCCAGGAUGUGUGGAAGACAGGGGUGAGGAUGAGAAAGAAUGAAGAAGGAAUAGUUGAAGGUUGCGAGAUAAAGAGAUGCUUGGAAUUGGUGAUAGGGGGUGGGGAGAGAGGAGAAGAAAUGAGAAGGAAUGCCAAGAAAUGGAAACACUUGGCGAGAGAAGCUGCAAAGGAAAAUGGAUCAUCUGAUAAGAACCUGAAAGCUUUCAUGGAAGAGCUUAACGGUUGCUAAACUUGGUAUUGGUAGUGCUCUAUGGUUAACAGCUCUUUUCCUUUGUCUUUAUCUCUCUGGGGUUAGCAUUUGCUUUUUUCCACCUAUAUUUUCGUUCCGGCAAGAUGUACGUCACAUUUGUCAAUCGGAAUUUAUAUCUAUCAUUCUUAUUUUAUGGCAUCGGCAUGGCAAAAUCACAAAGAAGCUUACCCUAAUAUAUCCCACAUUUAGGACAGGACUCGCACAAAUAUGAAGUUCGAGUAAGGAUGAGUAAUCGAUCAUAUCAAUUUGAAAAAAUUAAUAAUUAAUUUAAUCAUUUUUCAUUUUUCAAAUAAUUGAACCGAUCAAAAAUUUUUAAAUAAUCAACUAUAACCGAAUCAACUGAAGUUAAUUCGAUUCGAUCAAUUCAAUCAAAUAUUUUUAAAGAACACAGAGAAGAGACAAAGUAAAUAAAAAUUUAAACAAUCCAGCAUCAUC
Durio zibethinus is the source of this 2033-nucleotide messenger RNA. Lineage: Eukaryota; Viridiplantae; Streptophyta; Magnoliopsida; Malvales; Malvaceae. The record is from RefSeq and is a predicted model, not a curated record.